AUGAAGAACGUAAUCUCCAUCGCUAUUGCAAUGCUAUCACUCAGUGUGGUUACUUUGGCCUACGUCGGCCCUUGCUAUAAUGCAGCUGAUCCUGACGCGGGAGUUGGAAACUACUGUCAGUGUGAGGAUGGUUGCUACGCGCCCGGAACAGGCGCGAAUGAUUGCGCACCUCCGGGAGUGGCCCUCGGGUUUUGCCCCUAUUAA
Molecule: messenger RNA, 204 nt
Organism: Mollisia scopiformis
Lineage: Eukaryota; Fungi; Ascomycota; Leotiomycetes; Helotiales; Mollisiaceae
Exons: 3
Coding region: 1-204 (67 amino acids)
Source: RefSeq, a predicted model, not a curated record